AGACCGUUGUUCAUGAAGAAUUCUACGUGUAAUUGUACAAUUGAGCAAAAGGAUUACCAGUUGGUUUGACACUCAUCAUUACAUUUAAAAAAUAAAACGUUUUUUUUAUCUAAAUGUGCGUUUUAUUUGUGUAUAGAUAAAAUAAUAAUAAGAGCAAAACAUUCACAAGUCAAUUUCUCCAUAGAUUACUUAUUUCUAUCUGGAGGAAAUAUUGUAAACAUGAACAAACUAAAUUCUUAAGUAUACAGUCAGUACAACUUAAACUAUGUAAGUGCAUGUAAGUUACACAGACAGUAAAUAACAUUAGUUAUUUACUGCCAUUAUUUAGAAUAUGAAAUCACCUAAUCCCACAAUACAUAUUUAAUUUUUUUUUAAAUUGUUUCUUUUUAGUUUGGUGGCAAAUUCAAAUAAAAACAACAGAUUUGGAAAAUCUUGGAAUGGAACCAUAAAACCCACAGUAUGGCCAUCCCUAUUGCUAUUCUGGAUUGUGAUCUACUUCUCCAUGGUCGAGAUCAUAAGGCCCUGGAACGCUUUGACCUGAAUUCUGUGUCUGACGACUUCCUGCUUGCACAGUUUGGCUUUCCUCGAGAUUUUAUCCUGUAUCUGGUCAAAAUACUGAGUGAAGAUCUUUGUCGACGUACUCUACGGUCCAGAGCCAUCAGUCCUGAGGUCCAGGUGUUGGCUGCCUUGGGCUUUUACACUUCAGGCUCAUUCCAGACAUCUAUGGGAGAUACUAUAGGAAUCAGCCAGUCCUCCAUGUCAAGAUGUGUAUCCAAUGUGACCAAAGCCCUCGUGAAAAAGGCCCCUCAAUUCAUCACAUUUAAACAUGAUUUUUUGAACAGAGAGCUGACCUACCAGAACUUUCAGAGAAUUGCAGGAUUUCCAGGUGUACUAGGAGUGCUAAACUGUGUUCAGAUUGCUAUUAAAGCUCCAAACAGUGGAAACCCUUCAUAUGUGAAUAAGAGAGAGUUUCAUUCUGUUGGCUGCCAGCUGGUGUGUGAUGCUCAGGGACUGUUACUUAGUGUAGAAACCUACUGGCCUGGUGGACUCAACGAAACUGAAGUCCUAGAAAAAUCUGCCCUCUACAAACAGCUUCAAGGCAUCAGCGAGGGCUGGCUGCUGGGUGAGUCUUGUUACACACAGAGGAAGUGGCUGAUGACACCAAUCGACAUUCCAAAAACCCAGGCAGAUUUUCAGUAUAAUCUUGCCCAUGCUGCUACACAUGAGAUCGGGGACCAGACCUUCAAAGCCUUGCAGACCAGAUUCCGGUGUUUAGACAGCACCAAAGGGUACUUGCAGUAUUCUCCAGAGAUGAGUUCUGCCAUUCUACUGGCCUGUUGUGUCCUUCACAACGCCUCCCUAGAGUCUGGACUGGCCUGCACUCUGGAGGAGACAGAACCGCGAGAGCAACACAAGAGUGUGGAACAGAGGCAUGACGAGUGUGACAGCGAAGGAGAGGAGCUUAGGAGAAAGCUUAUAAGCAAACACUUCAGUUAGAAAUAGCAUUCACCACUGGUGGACCCCAUCAGUACAACUGUUUACACUUGGCAUUAAAUACCUCCUGUUAUGUACAAAUGUUCAUAGAAUUAUAAUUGUAAUAUAUAACCAAGACAAUCCUAUUAAAAAAGAGAAAUACACAAGAGACGUGUUGCUGAUGCAGUUUUAAUAUUUUGCUGGAUUCUACUCUACGAGCUACAAUAAGAUUAAUAUAUA
Messenger RNA from Cynoglossus semilaevis (tongue sole), 1713 nucleotides. It is a transcript of the gene harbi1, whose product is annotated as harbinger transposase derived 1. The record is from RefSeq and is a predicted model, not a curated record. NCBI's taxonomy places the organism in Eukaryota, Metazoa, Chordata, Actinopteri, Pleuronectiformes, Cynoglossidae. The transcript has 6 exons. The coding region runs from base 460 to 1497 and encodes 345 amino acids.